AUGGACCCCGUCCUCAUAACGCCGGAUGACGUAGCUGAGGCGGUCCGUAGGGCCCCGAACUGGAAAAGACCGGGAUUCCACGGGCUGCAUCACUACUGGCUGAAGGGGUUCGUGGUGCCAUCCCUUAGGAUGUAUCUCCCAAGUCACGCUGUGCUCACCCAACAGUUUCAAGAGGCUCUCGACCAAAAGUCGCUCCGGAGCCUAUUCACUACUGGGAUUAGUUAUUUGGUUCCUAAAGACCGGGAUUCCAGAGACCCGAGCAAAUACCGCCCCAUAACGUGUCUACCUACCAUAUACAAGACACUAACAUCCAUAAUGAGCGCGAGAAUCACUCGUCACCUGAACUCAAAUCAGGUGACGUCGCGGGCUCAGAAUGGAUGUCGGGGCGGUGGUCGCGGAACCAAGGAAACACUCCUCAUUGACGCGGUCAUUGGCAAGGUGGUUAAACGCAACCGUUGGAACCUCUCCGCCGCUUAUACAUGGCUUAAGAGGGUCCUCGAGCUAUAUAAGGUUAACUGUACAGUUCAAGACUUUCUCGGGCAGUGUAUGGGACAAUGGAGUACGAUCCUUUGUCAUCUAGGCGAGCAGAUGACGGCUGCGGAGAACUACAUAAGGAUAAGAAGGGAUAUGUUCCAGGGCGAUUGCUUGAGUCCGAUCUGGUUCUGCCUCUCUCUGAACCCUCUCAGUACCUUACUGGAGAGUUCCGGGAGGGGAUUUCAGCUUCGGAAAGGAGGUACAAAAAAGACCCACCUUUUCUACAUGGAUGAUCUCGAAUUAUUCGCCUCUAGUCGCAUUCAUCUUAUGCAAUUGCUAAACAUCACUUGUGAUUUUAGCAAUUCUAUUAGAAUGGAGCUGGGGACGGAUAAGUGUACGGUCCUCCAUGUCGAAAGGGGAAGGGUUGCUAAGUCUGAGGGCAUAGACUUGUCUAUGCCCAUCAACAUAAAGACCCUAUCCGAGGCUGAAACAUACCGAUACCUGGGUAUGUCACAGAACAUAGUUAUCGAUGAGGUGGACAUGAGGUAG
Molecule: messenger RNA, 1023 nt
Organism: Parnassius mnemosyne (clouded apollo)
Lineage: Eukaryota; Metazoa; Arthropoda; Insecta; Lepidoptera; Papilionidae
Source: the annotation of a GenBank genome assembly